Arvicanthis niloticus (Nile rat) is the source of this 3118-nucleotide messenger RNA. NCBI's taxonomy places the organism in Eukaryota, Metazoa, Chordata, Mammalia, Rodentia, Muridae. The record is from RefSeq and is a predicted model, not a curated record.
UGGAGCUGGCGCGCAGGUCGCAUGGGGGAGUCUAUCCCGCUAGCCGCCCCGGUGCCGGUGGAACAGGCGGUGCUGGAGACGUUCUUCUCUCACCUGGGUAUCUUCUCUUACGACAAGGCCAAGGACAAUGUGGAGAAGGAACGAGAGGCCAACAAGAGCGCGGGGGGCAGCUGGCUGUCGCUGCUGGCGGCCUUGGCGCACCUGGCCGCGGCCGAGAAGGUCUAUCACAGCCUCACCUACCUGGGGCAGAAACUAGGGGGCCAGUCAUUCUUCAGCAGGAAGGACUCCAUCCGCACCAUCUACACUUCCCUGCAUAACGAACUGAAGAAGGUGGUGGCCGGCCGUGGUGCCCCGGGUGGAACGUCUCCUCACGUGGAGGAGCUUCUCCCCCACCUGUCAGAGCAGCUCUGUUUCUUUGUUCAGGCUCGGAUGGAAAUCACAGACUUCUAUGAGAAGAUGUACACCCUCAGCACGCAGAAGUUCAUCAACACCGACGAGCUGGUCAGCACCUUGGAUACCAUCCUCAAGAAGUACAGCUCUCGAUUUCACCACCCCAUCCUCAGCCCUCUGGAGAGCAGUUUCCAGCUGGAAGUGGGCGUGCUCAGUCAUCUCCUCAAGGCGCAGGCUCAGAUCUCGGAGUGGAAGUUCCUCCCUUCCCUGGUUACCUUGCACAACGCUCACACCAAGCUUCAGAGCUGGGGCCAGACCUUUGAGAAGCAGCGGGAGACCAAGAAGCAUCUGUUUGGAGGGCAGUCCCAGAAGGCCGUGCAGCCCCCACACCUCUUCCUCUGGCUCAUGAAACUCAAGACCAUGCUCUUGGCCAAGUUUAGCUUUUACUUCCACGAGGCGCUGAGCCGACAGACGACCACUUCAGAAAUGAAAGCGCUGACUGCCAAGGCGAACCCGGACCUCUUUGGAAAGAUCUCCAGUUUUAUCAGGAAAUACGACGCUGCCAACGUGUCCUUAAUUUUUGACAACCGGGGCUCCGAGAGCUUUCAGGGUCAUGGCUACCACCACCCACAUUCCUACCGAGAGGCCCCUAAGGGAGUGGACCAGUACCCCGCCGUGGUGUCUCUGCCCAGUGACAGGCCCGUCAUGCACUGGCCCAAUGUUAUCAUGAUCAUGACAGACAGAGCAUCCGACCUGAACAGCUUGGAGAAAGUGGUCCAUUUCUAUGAUGACAAAGUCCAGAGCACCUACUUCCUGACCCGCCCGGAACCCCACUUCACCAUCGUCAUCAUUUUUGAGUCAAAGAAAUCUGAGAGAGACUCCCAUUUUAUUUCCUUCCUCAACGAGCUCUCGCUUGCCCUUAAGAACCCCAAAGUGUUUGCAAGUCUGAAGCCUGGAUCCAAAGGUUAGCAGGAGCUUGCCCAAGGAUUCCCAAGACUGGACACAUUGUUCUUUGUUGAGUAGUUUGUGAUUUGAAUUUAUGUUAGCUCAUGCUUCUUUCAGAGCGGAGCUAAAGACAGAUCCUCCCUAAUCAUGUCGCACAGUUCAUUAGCAAUUAAGACCAAGGACGGAGUCUCCAAAGAGUAGUCUAGAAGAACCAUGGUGACUGAAUAAAUCACCAUGGUCCAGUGAAGGAGUAUCAGCAUUUUCUGAUUCCCUGUGUUCUAUGUUGAUUGAGUAUUUAUUGGUCUUUCAUUUCUCUUUCCAGAUUUUAUGUUGUUGUUACUAUUCUGACCUUUGUGCCCAGAAGCACUUGCUAACCUCUGUUCUCUCUCUCUGUCCCUGAGGAGAAGUGGGGAGAAGAUACCAGAUGGGGUUGUUUUCAGUUUCACAGACACUAGUACCAACCAGGUUUACUAAUUAUCUAGUUAGUAUUAUACUGCGAAUAGAAUCUUGGUGAGAAAUCUCUAUCAGGUUAUGAAGUGGGAGAUGACAGGUGGGUACUAGUCCUUACAGGAGUUUAACAGUCACAGGUCCUUUGUAGGUGACCUCCAGCUCCAUACGCAUCAGUCUUUACCUUUAAAGGGUUUGGAAGUCAACUGUCCAAGUCAACCCAAGCCAUCUUCAGGGUCUUAUUGUUGCUAGCCGGAUGUUACUUCUCUGCUGAACUGGGUUUGCAUCUGACUCCACGGCCCGUAUUCUCAGGUUUAGAAAGCACGCAGCCAUGUGUUUGUAACCGUGUCUUAGUUUCUCUCAUAGCACAGUUUAUGAAAUCAAAAUGACAGACUUAAUACUUUGUGCUUGCUACACAAACCAGUUCUGCUCCAUAGUCGGGUCGUCAGGUGAGUCCCGCAGCGCCUCUGGGCAUGGUUUCUUGCUUCUGGAGAUUAUGUUCAGAAGCAGCGCCAAGCUUCUCAGCACAGGUUACUCUGUCCUUCUCCUUCUGUGUGCUCACAGGAAAGCGGAUGGAAAGAAACCACCAGGAAGAAUUGAGCUGUUACUGCUGCUGGGUUCAUCCCUUGGAGCUCAUGUAAACAUUCUGGUCAGAUCCAUGCUUUCCUUGUGAUUGUGUGGAUCUGUCUGAUGGAUGUCCACAGAGGCUCCACAAGGCUCAGGCAGGGCCAUGGAGCCCUCCCAGGCCUCCUGGUCAAGUGUGGUCCACCUGUACCAGAGUCCACUUGCCAAUCAUCUGCAUCUCCCACUUUCAGAUAAACUUAAGCCAGUUGUCUUUAAACAGAGGGUAGUGAUUUACUCUGCAUUUUCUCCCGUUUCUAUUCAAAUAUGAACAAAUUUUAUAAUAUCUACCUUACAUUAAAAAAAAUUUGAAAACAUUAGGAAUUAAAAACCAAACCAUUUUUCUUCUUUUUGUGUUUGCUGAGAAACUGAAAAAUAAUCCUUGGUAUGUAUUUUUGGUUUUUUUCUGACUAAAACCACCAUUAGCCUUAAUGAUGUGGCUCCCCAGGUACCUAAAAGAAUAUAUAGGCUUCAGUAGACUAUGGAGGGAUGUAUAGAAAACAUAUAUAAAUAUAUAUUACUUAAAAUGGUCAAAUAUAUCAUAUUUGAAUUGUAUAUUUAUUUUUAAACAUAUUUUGAGUAAGAGGUAUUUACAAAGAACAGGAAGCAGAUUGAAUAUUAAGAAAAUCUAUGGCAACAGAAGCUCUUCAGUCCCUAUGCAGUGUCAGUAUCGGCGGAACCUCGAAGAUUAGUACUGACUCCUUAAUCAUUUCUC